Cariama cristata (Red-legged seriema) is the source of this 513-nucleotide messenger RNA. Its product is annotated as vitelline membrane outer layer protein 1 homolog. NCBI's taxonomy places the organism in Eukaryota, Metazoa, Chordata, Aves, Cariamiformes, Cariamidae. The record is from RefSeq and is a predicted model, not a curated record. The transcript has 3 exons.
AUGUCCAACAGGGGAGACUGAGCCUGGCCAGAGAUGUGCCCCAAGGGCUCCUAUGCCAGUGGCGUCAGCUUCAAGGUAGAGGCACCCCAGGGGGUGAUGGAGGACGACACGACACUCAGUGGGAUUCAACUGCACUGCUCCCACGGUGGGGACCCCAGUGGUGGCUACAUAGCUGAGUCCCAGAGUGGCAGCACCAUCUUCACUCUUGCCCAUUUGGUGGGGCCACUGGUCAGAGCCCCACUGGUGCCCCCACUGAGAGCACCUGGUGGGCUGCAGGUCCAAACACCCCAGCACAGGCUCCUGAGCGAUGAAGUGGCCACCACCAGUGCCCACUUCGCCUGCUCUGAUGGGCACAUCCUGGAGGGGCCGAUGUCGGCCUGGGGCCAGUGGGGCAGCUGGAGCCCCCAGUGCCCCAAGGCAGUGUGUGGCAUCCAGCCACGGCAGGAGCCUGCACAGGGGCUGAAGAGGGAUGACACAGCCCUGAAUGAUACGCAUCUCUUCUGCUGCCCGUAA